Culex quinquefasciatus (southern house mosquito) is the source of this 5968-nucleotide messenger RNA. RefSeq names its product endoribonuclease Dicer. Gene Ontology annotation, cellular component: nucleus; RISC complex; cytoplasm. Gene Ontology annotation, biological process: siRNA processing; apoptotic DNA fragmentation; rRNA processing. The record is from RefSeq and is a predicted model, not a curated record. NCBI's taxonomy places the organism in Eukaryota, Metazoa, Arthropoda, Insecta, Diptera, Culicidae. The transcript has 9 exons. Gene Ontology annotation, molecular function: protein binding; deoxyribonuclease I activity; RNA binding. Bases 191 to 5188 code for a protein of 1665 amino acids.
CUCCUUCGAAGCAUACGCGUGCACUUGAUUCAUAAACUUGCAGUGCAUUGCAUCACACUUUGUUGAAGUUCAGUUCAAAGUAGGCUGUUGACUUGUGCGGUUGUUGAAUUUUAACUUUUCUCUUGUGCUGUCAGAUUUUGAGUUUGAUUUUUAGAAUCAUCCGUUGAAUGCAGAAAAAAUCGCUUCCGAAAUGCAGACCAUUGAGGAAACCCAAAAAGAGGACUUCGUUCCUCGGUUCUACCAGAGCCAAAUGAAGGACGUUUGCAUUGCCAAAAAUACGAUCGUCUAUCUGCCCACCGGUGCCGGAAAGACGCACAUUGCGUUGAUGGCGAUUCGCGAGCUGGGACGUCGUGGUCAUUUGGAAAAGCCACUUUCUCAGGGCGGCAAGCGCACCUUCUUCAUCGUGAACACGGUGGCGCUGGCCAAGCAGCAAGCGGAAAUGAUCGGCCGCAACGUGGUCUUCAAGACGUCGGUCUACACGAGUGAUCGCGACGUCGACACAUGGAAGCAGGACCGUUGGCUCGAAGAAUUUGCCAAGUACCAGAUCAUCGUGUGCACGUGUCAGAUUCUGCUAGAUGUGCUGAAGCAUGGCUAUCUGGCCAUGAGCCACAUCAACUUGCUGGUUUUUGACGAGUGUCACCACGGCGUGGGUGAUCAUCCGAUGCACGGGAUCAUGGAGCAGUACCUUAGGGCGCGUAAAGAAGACCGGCCUCGGGUGAUUGGCCUGUCGGGGAUGUUGCUGUACAAGGAGUUGAAAAUGAAAGAGCAAGUGGCUCAGGAGUUGGAACGGCUAGAGAAUACGUUCGACUCUACGAUUGCGACCGUCGGAAGUUACGACGCGUACACGGAGGUGUGCAGGUUUUCCACGGACCCGAAGGAGGGCCUGCUUUCGUUUCACGUGGUGCAAUCGUCUGACGUGAUGCGCAAUUUGCAGGGGCAAAUUAACGAUUUUAUUAACAAAGUAGCACUUUUUGAUCUUCCCAAACUGUUGAACCAGAACAAAUCGCUGAUGCGAGACAUGCCGAAGCCCAAAAAGGUGAUUACGAAAUACUUCAAGGAACUGAACUAUCAGUUUGAAGAUUUGGGCCUUUUUGGUGGCGCCAUAGCGCUGCUCGGACUGAUCGUGCAGUUUGAGCUGGACAAGCGUGAAUCGGACCACACGAUGCUGCGUUUGCUGUAUCGAUCGUGCAUCACGUUCUGCGAAAAUCUUCGCCACCAGCUCGAGAACGUGAUGCAAGGGCUGGAGAUAAAGAAAAAGUUGACGCUGUUUUCGUCGAUCAAAGCGCGCCAGCUCAUCGCCCAGCUGGAGGGGUUCUACAAGGAAGGACGCAGCCGAAAAACGAAAACCCUGAUCUUUGUUCAGCGUCGCUUUUCGGCAAAGGUGGUGUACCAUCUGCUGAAGAUUUACUUUAGCGAAACCGAAAACGCCGAAACCAUUCUGCCGGACUUUAUGGUCGGAUGCAACGGGACGAUGCCCGAGUCGAUCGAGCAGAUCUUGUCUGCGAAAAAGGAUCGAAGGGUGUUGGAGCGUUUCAAGAAAAACGAGACAAACGUUAUCGUUACGACGAACGUGCUGGAGGAGGGCAUCGAUCUGCAGAUGUGCAAUUCGGUGAUCAAGUUCGAUUAUCCGGAAACGUUCGCCUCGUACGAGCAGUCGAAAGGGCGAGCACGCAUGAAGGACAGCACGUACACCGUCAUGUUGGACAGCGAUAAGCGGGAAAAGUUCCUGAAGAAGUACCUUCUCUACAAGGAAAUCGAGGAGGAGCUGAGAAGGGCACUGGUUGGAAAAACCAUCAACCGUCCGGAACCGCUGGAGGCGGAUGUAACCAAGGAGCUGACCAACGAGCUCAUCCCACCGUUCUACACCAAGAAGGGUGCCAAGUUGGACGCCCUUUCGUCGAUCCAGCUGCUCAACCGGUACUGUAUGGGCAUGCCACGUGAUGCCUUCACCAACACGAACGUCACCUGGGAACGACACGACGACAAAUACACGGGUAAAAUUGUGGUGGCCGUUUUGCUGCCGCUGCAGUCUACCGUGCGUGACAAAGUGUUUGGCCAGCCCAUGACCAACGUCAAGCUGGCCAAGCGGUCGGCCGCGUUCGAGGCUUGCCGGAAGCUGUACGAGGCGGGCGAGCUCAACGAUCAUCUGAUUCCGAUCGAUUCGAAGCGGCAGUUGGCAAACGUGAGCGAGGUUUACUUCCGCCACUGGAAGCAGUUUGAGGAAGAGUCGGCUAAGCAAGCUGGAACGCAGAAGAACGUCCGGAACCACCAGAUCCGGUACCCGUCCCAAACGAGUGGUUGCUGCCCUCAGCCCGGAAAGCCCUGUUACAUCUACGUGCUGCGCAUAGCGGCCGGUUUCAACUCGGACGUUCAAAACGAGAACAUUGAGACGUUCCACACGCUGUACAGCAGCGAGAACAACUUUGGCAUCAUGACUACGAAGCCACUGCCCGUGCUGGCCCGGAUGAAGUUUUUCGUGUCACUCGGCCUGAUCAACGUCAACCUAGAUCCGACCCCGAUUCGGGUGGAGAACGCCGGCAGCGAUGCGGAUUUGGCCGCGCUCAAGCAGUUUCAGCUGAUGCUGUUCCGGGAUGUUCUGCGGCUGUGGAAGGAGUUUCUGGUGCUGGACAGCAGCAACGAAGCAAACAGUUUUUUGGUGGUUCCGUUGGCGCAGUCGCGGCAGAUCGAUUGGCAGGUGGUGAAGGAUUUCCCGUUCCUCGCCCAACCUUCCGAACUGUCGACGGUCGCUCGCUCGCGCAUGAUUUUCGAUGCGAAGCAGUACCGCCAUCGGGUCAUUCUACCUUGGUAUCGUACGGACAGAGAGCGCGCGUACGUCGUGACAGCCGUCCACGAACAUCUGACGCCAGGCAGUCCGUUUCCGAACGAAAAGUAUCAAACAUACGAGGAUUACUUCGGCACCGUUUACGGCCAGCAAAUCUGCAAUAAAAACCAGUUCCUGAUCGAGGUGAAGGGCAUCACCACGUGGCUUAACCGGCUCAGCCCGGGAGAUGAAGACGAUGGCAAGAGUGCCACGCGGGCGAAGAACUGGACCUUCCACGAAAUUUUGAUUCCGGAACUGUGCCACAACUUUGCCUUUCCGGCGGACUACUGGCUGAAGGCCACGCUGCUACCGAGUGCCCUGCAUCGAAUCAACUUCCUGCUGUUGGCGGAGAACAUCCGGGUCGAGUUGGCCACCGAGGCGAACGUCGGUUGUCUCGAGUGUAGAACCGUUGAGGAUGUGGACGUGGAAUACAAGAACCGCAAGUCGACUGACCUGGCCAACGGAAUGGACGAGCUGAAGUUUGACAGUGACGAGGACGAGGAAGACGACGACGAUGAUUUUGAUUACGAGGAGGCAAAAAAAGCGCUCGUAGGCCCGGAAGAUUUGAACAGCUUGAUGCGUAUCCAGAUGAACUCGUUCGCCGAGGAGGUUGAAAUGCCCUGGAAGGAACAAGACGAACCGGUCGAUAUUGAACGCAACUGGGACAAUGUCUCUGCGUUGGAUCUCGAUUAUUACGAUUCGUUUGUGAGGAAGUUUUCAAGCCUUAACGUGGGAGAGCAAAUUACGACAAAGAUGGCCCAAUCUUACUCUUCAGUCAUCCACAAGCAAGCCGCCCGUGCAAGUCCGCAGAAGUUCGCCGGAGCUAUCCUCGAUAUGUCGCUGGAUGAAAAGUUCCGCAUUGCUUUGCUGAAGCUAACACCGGAAAACACGGUAUAUGUUCCGCUACAGCAGUGUGCCAUCAUCAAGGCGUUGACCACCAAAAGUGCGCACGAUGUCUACGACUUGGAACGGUACGAAUUGUUGGGCGACGCCUUCCUCAAGUUUAGCGUGUCGCUAUUUUUGGUGAAGAAGCACAAGGAGUGGCACGAGGGCCAUCUCACGGCGGUCAAGGGACAACUGGUCAGCAACCGGAAUCUGCUGUACUGUGCGAUGCUAAUCAAUUUGCCCGGAAUGAUGAAAAUUCACACCUUCGAUCCGAAAAAUGACUGGUCGCCACCACUCGCAAGCGUGCCGCAUGCCGUGAAGCAAAAGAUGGCCAGUAUCAACCACUCGGCCAGAGUUCUGUACAAGCUGAAAAUGUCCGAGGAAGAAAUUCAAGCGGGCACCAUCGAGAAGGACAAAUACGAGGACUUCAUUGCCGAGCUGGACGUACAGAGCCGAUCGUUGGACACUUCGCCCAUGCAGAACUACCUGUCGCAACAGGCCAUGGGCGAUAAGAUGCCGGCCGAUUCCAUGGAGGCCAUGCUGGGCGUUUGCGUCAGCACGGUCGGAAUCAAACGAUCCUUUAGACUACUGUCAUUUUUGGGCAUUCUUCCCAAAAAAGAAAAUCUGACGACGUUGCUCGACGACCGUAUCGCGAACCAACGCCUCAAGGCGGACGUCACCAAAAACGAAGUGGACUCGUUCCUGAUUUCUCCGGGACGUAUCGAGCGCAUCCUCGACUACACGUUCAAGGAUCGAACCUACCUGCUGCAAGCUUUGACGCACGCCUCCUAUCCGACCAACCGCAUCACCGGAUCGUACCAGCAGCUCGAGUUUGUUGGAGACGCAGUGCUGGACUUUCUGAUCUCCGCCUACAUCUACGAGCAGAACCCAACCAUGAGUCCCGGCCAGCUCACGGAUCUACGGUCCGCACUCGUGAACAACAUCACCCUGGCCUGCAUUCUUGUUCGGCACGGUCUUCACCUGUACAUUCUGUCCGAAUCGGCAUCCCUCACUGACACCGUCAGCAAGUUUGUAGCGUUCCAGGAAGCGCACAAGCACGAAAUCACCGACCAGGUGAACCUGCUGUCGGAAGAAUCCGAGCGUUGCCAGGGCGCAAUGGCCGAAUUCGUCGACGUGCCCAAGGCGCUGGGCGAUGUGUUCGAGAGUUUGAUCGGGGCCGUGUUCCUUGACUCGGGCAACGACCUGGAAGUGACGUGGCGGGUGAUUUACGGCCUGAUGCACCACGAGAUUGCGAUAUUCAGUGUGGAAACGCCGAUCCAGAUCGUGCGCCGACUGUACGAGUGGAAGCCACCGUGCUAUCCCAAGUUUAGCCAGGCAAUCGUUGAUGACGACACGGUGCUGGUGAAGCUGCGCUAUCGCAUUCGAAACGUCGAUCAUGAAGCGUACGGGUUCGGUCAGAACAAGGAAGAUGCCAAGCGGGCCGCUGCCAAGGCGGCGAUUCAGAAGCUUCGGAAGCAGUAGCAGAAACAUAUUUUGUGAACGUAUUUUCAGUUUCGUUUGCGUGUUUUCCCUUUUUUUCUUUUCUCCUUUUGAUGUUUGUGUCGCGAGUUUCACAUGCCUAAAUUGUUCUCUUUUUUUGGGCCAAUGCUUGUUGCAGUGUCGUACUUUGUUUCUAAAUGCAUUCUGUUGUUUAAUUGUCUGCAUUUAUGUGACAAAAUUGUAUUCGAAUAAUGUUUGAAUUGUUGAAAUAUCUUAGCGUAUCUAUAGAAAUAAACCAAGUAAAUAAAAUUUACGUAACUUAGCCUCCCAACAAUUGACGAUAAAAGAGAGACUUGGGGUGCGUUCUUUUUGCGUUACGUAACGCAAAAAAAACUCAUAAAAGUUUGCAAAAAGACCUUGUGUUACGCGUUACAGAGAAGGUAAGGGGGAUCGCUCAUCUGUUACGAUUUGUUUAGAGGGGGGGUCAAAAAUCCUAAAUUUUGCGUAACGUACUAAAAGCACGCUCCCACGGCAUCUGGUUUUCUUUUUCAUUCAUUCAAGAUCAUUAUAUUACAAAUCAAAAUAAAUGCUAGGUUAAAAUGACGAUGCUUCUCAAAGAGCAAUGCCUUUAUUAGUAUGUAGUUAGUAAGUUUAUAUGCUACUCAGAACGGUCGUACUGUUACAACAUAUAUGAAAAAUCUUUCCACAUUUAGUGCUUACCAUGACAUAUUGUUGGUCGAACGAUUCGUUAAAUGCAUUUUAGAUAUUCAAUGUCAAUCAACGAAAUUGGACUGAAUAAAGAUAUAUUAAGUCAAGGAAAAA